AUGUCUGAGAGCGAUAUUGGUUUCCAGGCUGCUCUUGAAGAAGCCAGAAAGGGCGCUUCCGAGGGUGGUGUCCCCAUUGGUGCUUGUCUUGUUUCGGCAGAUGGCAAGAUCUUGGGCCGUGGACACAACUUGAGAAUGCAAGAGGGAUCUCCUACUAUUCACGGAGAAAUUGCUGCACUUAACAACGCGGGUAGACUCCCAGCUUCUGCCUAUGAAGGCGCUACUAUGUACACCACUCUCUCACCCUGCGACAUGUGCACUGGAGCUUGUCUUUUGUACAAAGUCAAGCGUGUUGUGCUCGGCGAGAACAGCACUUUUGUUGGUGGCGAAGAUUACCUCAAGCAGAGAGGCGUCGAGGUUAUCAACGUCAAGUCUGCCGAAUGUGAAGAUUUGAUGAAGAAGUUUAUCAAAGAGCACCCUGGGGAGUGGAACGAGGACAUUGGUGAGCAGUAG
Messenger RNA from Aureobasidium namibiae CBS 147.97, 453 nucleotides. Its product is annotated as cytosine deaminase. Gene Ontology annotation, cellular component: nucleus; cytoplasm. The coding region runs from base 1 to 453 and encodes 150 amino acids. The transcript is spliced from 5 exons. Gene Ontology annotation, molecular function: diaminohydroxyphosphoribosylaminopyrimidine deaminase activity. The record is from RefSeq and is a predicted model, not a curated record. Lineage: Eukaryota; Fungi; Ascomycota; Dothideomycetes; Dothideales; Saccotheciaceae.